Hemiscyllium ocellatum (epaulette shark) is the source of this 1956-nucleotide messenger RNA. RefSeq names its product pro-neuregulin-3, membrane-bound isoform-like. Gene Ontology annotation, molecular function: chemorepellent activity. The transcript has 9 exons. Lineage: Eukaryota; Metazoa; Chordata; Chondrichthyes; Orectolobiformes; Hemiscylliidae. Gene Ontology annotation, biological process: nervous system development; animal organ development; intracellular signal transduction. The coding region runs from base 1 to 1956 and encodes 651 amino acids. The record is from RefSeq and is a predicted model, not a curated record.
AUGAGUGAGGGGGGGAUUUCUUCAGCUCCACCUGUUUUUCCUGUUUCUGGAGAAUCUGAAGGUGCGAAUCCAGUAGAAGAGCAGGAGAGCUCUGCACCAUCCAGGGGCUUACACUGCAGUAACUGUAUUGUGUGGCCUCGCCAACAGACCUGGCUCUGUAUUGUUCCUCUUCUGAUUGGAUUCAUUGGUUUGGGAUUGAGUCUGAUGCUGCUGAGGUGGAUUGUUGUUGGUUCAGUAAAGGAAUAUGUACCCUCUGAUAACUUGGAGUCCAAUCACAUUGGGCAGGAUCCUAUCUUCCUCUCAAAGCCAAGCUCACUUCCGAAGAAUGCAGAGGCCACUACAGUGUACACUGGUACCAACAGCUUCCUUAGUACUGUAGCUGUGAGUACACAAAUGCCAGUGACGCUCACCCCCAGGAUUAGUACCCACGGUACAAUCCGCUCAACCACUGCCCAUCGCAGCCCCCUACUCCCCACAACCACUUCAACAGCAGCCCUCACCCCUACAUUACCUUUCCGUCUCACUCCAACUGUCUCACAUGUACCAACUUGGCAGAUGGUGCCCUUUUCUACCUCUUCCAGCAAAUUCUUUCUGCACGACUCCACUCCAUCUUGGACACUCUCAAAAUCAGGGGAAUCUAGCACCAAGAUCCAUUCUGUCAUUGAACCCAAGUUUCCCACAACAACCUACACUACAGAAAGGUCAGAACAUUUUAAGCCGUGCACUGCUAAAGACCUGGCGUACUGCCUCAACGAGGGUGAAUGCUUCAUCAUUGAAACCCUGACUGGCAAUAACAAGCACUGUCGGUGCAAAGAGGGUUACCAAGGUGUUCGCUGCGAUCAGUAUUUACCGAAAACUGAUUCAAUUUUAUCAGAUCCAACAGAACAUCUGGGAAUAGAAUUCAUGGAGAGUGAGGACAUUUACCAGAGACAGAUUAUGUCUAUAACCUGCAUCACGAUUGGACUGAGUGUGGUCGGGAUGCUCUGUGUGGUUCUGUACUUCAAAACAAAAAAACAAAGACAAAAACUGCGUGACCAGACAAAGGAGAUCCGCUUUGGGAAGAGUUACAGUCUGAACACUUCGGAACUGUCUCCUGCCAAUCAUCCCCAACAAAAUGUGCUACAGCUGGAAAACUUCACAAAAUCCGACAGUAGUAUUGAUGGGAGAAGAUGCAAAGUUCUGGAAUCAAAGUUUUCGGGUGCUGGAUCAUCGCCGAGCACCUCACCAUCAAUGAGUAACCCGACUGGAAAGCAGCAACGGUAUUGUCCAUCCUCAUCCCUCAGCCCAAGGCAACUGGGAAGAUUGUCAUCGAAGGUCAGUCCUGGCCCAUCACCCCCAGUGACACAAGGGUCAUUGAGUGCUGUGAUCGAACCCGCCGACUCAUCAUCUGUCAGUGCAAGCAGCCAGAUACAGGCACAGCUUGCUUCAUCCAAGGGUGAUUGCUCAGACACCAACCAAGGACCGUCAGCCACUUGUUGGAAAUCUCCUGAGAAUUCUCUUAAUGUUAUACAGCCUGUACACUGCCAUCAAGCCAUCCAGCUCUGUGCUCUGCAGUUCAAGGAGAGCCAAGUGGUUCCUUAUUGUUGGGUGGCCUCACUGCCUGUCGAUCCUUCAGUGGAGGAGAAGAGUUCUGUCCAGGUGCCAAAGGAGAGUGCCGAGUCUGAGAGCCCAGAGCACCAGCCUCACUGUUAUCCUGCUGAGCUGGUUCCUCUCAGUGGCCCGAGUACCCCAGGCCAUCAAGCUGACAGGCAGCAGGUGGAGGUGUUGCUGCAGGCCGCACAACAACAGAUCCAGAUCCUAGCGUUUGCCAGUCAAAGGGCCGAGGACUAUGAACUGAUCAACGAGUGUGAGGAGCGAGCAGGUGAAAAUACAGCAUUCCUGCCUGUGGUUGCUGCUGAGGAGAUGCCAUUUCUGGUUAGAAAGGAAGAGUACAGAGACUGUGAUUUAGGAAAGUGA